Messenger RNA from Letharia columbiana, 1428 nucleotides. RefSeq lists its product as uncharacterized. The transcript is spliced from 2 exons. The record is from RefSeq and is a predicted model, not a curated record. Gene Ontology annotation, molecular function: proteasome binding. Lineage: Eukaryota; Fungi; Ascomycota; Lecanoromycetes; Lecanorales; Parmeliaceae. The coding region runs from base 1 to 1428 and encodes 475 amino acids. Gene Ontology annotation, biological process: proteasome assembly.
AUGGCGCCCUCAAGCGGGCACCUUCUUGUUCCGAAGGUCUUGCGAAUCGUCAAAUUCGCCAUCGACAAGACUUCGUCCAUCAUCCGGGCAAAAUUGCCUCAAUCACGCAUUGCAAACAAUGCUUCACUUCAACCUAUCCGCAUUUAUGCCCAAAAUCAACCCGUCCACCCUCUCGCCUAUCUGAGACAAUCCCGCUCUCAAAACAGCAACCGCUGGUUCUCAACCACCGCCCAUCAAUUCACUACCUCCGCCGCAAAAGCCCGCACCGGCGUUAAAUAUGACCGCUCAACCUUUCCGAUAUCGAAAGUCAGCAAGGCAAUUUCCCAGCGCGGCUCCGCACCCUUUGCCUCGACACUUCGUCCCAAUUUGACAGGUGGAGCUCUACCCCGCUGCGUAGGCGGCUACAGUCUUGGUGGAGCCGGGAAAGGAGCCAGGCAUUUCAGUCAUACAACUGGUGUUCACGCUCAGGUAGUUCACAACGUCUCCGCCGGCAUCAGAGCCUUCUUUGUUGGCGGUGGGAAAGCGAGAUUCGAUGGCGUCAACCCUGUCACGGGCGAGAAACGUUUCCGCUCCGUUUCGCAAACUGAAGAUGCUGUCUACUCGCAAUGGGAAUCACCUAUGUCUUCUUCAAUGAAAGGAACGAACCUCGAAUUCAAAUUUAGCCCCACCAUCACUGCUCUCUGCCCCUCUUUCUCGUCCGAAAAGUCAAACCUGGACGUGACAUCCCUCAGCGACAUCGACCUCCUCUCGACUCUUACAUCCGACUUCGCCCGCGCAAUCCAGGAUCUCAGCCUCAUCCUCACCGAUCUCCGCGCCCUCUCUGCCUUGGGCGAUCUACCCAUUUCCCUUAUCCAUACAGCAGCCGGGCCAAUCCUGAGCGUGCGCUUCCCGGGCUGCGACGCCGAUCUCGUAUCCCGCCUCUGCGAUGAAGUAGGUGUAAGGCGCGGCUUGGUGGUCGAAGAUGAAGGCUGGCACACUGCACUGGUCGGACAAGCAGGGCAAGCGGAGAAAGAUGUAGAAAUGGCGCUCCUCUUCCCCUUUGCGCCAAACGCCACACCCUCCCUCCCCAGCGAGGGCGGAGAAUACUACUUCACCAAUGCCACCCAACGACAGCGACAACCCGAGCAAGUAGAUUGGCGCAACAUGCUCUCGCCCUCUCGACAAUCGCAAUACACCGCAGAGUCACUACACGAUAAUCACAGUGCCGAAGACAGGACGCUCAAGUCGCCGGACCGACACGCUCAUUCGCCCAUCUCUGGGUACGAGAGUCUAGGUGACAGCGAUUUCGCAUCCGAGGAUCCAUACUUCCACACAGCGUCACCGGUCAAGGCUGCGACUACGCAGGGGACGAGGGCGGAAAGUGGGGAGUAUGAGGGGUUGGAGGGCAUAUACAAAUUCUUGCAGGUUUGUGAGCAGGCGAAGCGGUAG